This is a messenger RNA of Carlito syrichta (Philippine tarsier), 2634 nucleotides long. It is a transcript of the gene ALKBH3, whose product is annotated as alkB homolog 3, alpha-ketoglutaratedependent dioxygenase. Gene Ontology annotation, molecular function: dioxygenase activity. Lineage: Eukaryota; Metazoa; Chordata; Mammalia; Primates; Tarsiidae. The transcript is spliced from 10 exons. Gene Ontology annotation, biological process: DNA alkylation repair; DNA repair. Gene Ontology annotation, cellular component: nucleus. The record is from RefSeq and is a predicted model, not a curated record.
GAAACACUUCCCCACCAGCAACAACAAAAAAGAUUGUCAGAGAUACAUAACAUCGUGUAGUCUGAAUCAAGAACAAAGCCUUCUGAAAGCCCAGAGCAGAAGCCUUUUUGGUCAACAUGGAGGGAAAAAGACAGUGAGCUCGAGUGCAGGGAGCCUGGGCUGCCCCUGCUAAGAACUAUGCCCCUGCCCAGCCAGCGACCACUGCUCAGAGCCAUCUCCACCAGGUGGCUGGUCAGACCUGGAGGAACAAGGAGCAUCAUCAGUCCAACAGAGAGUUUGUGUUCAAAGAACCCCAGCAGGUAGUACGCAAAGCCCCGGAGCCACGAGUGAUUGACAGAGAGGGUGUAUAUGAAAUCAGCCUGUCACCCACAGGUGUAUCUAGGGUUUGUUUAUAUCCUGGCUUUGUUGAAGUAAAAGAAGCCGACUGGGUGUUCGAACAGCUCUGUCAGGAUGUUCCCUGGAAGCAGAGGACUGGCAUCCGAGAGGAUAUAACAUAUCAGCAACCAAGACUCACAGCAUGGUAUGGAGAACUUCCUUACACUUAUUCAAGAAUCACUAUGGAACCAAAUCCUCACUGGCAUCCCGUGCUGAGCACACUGAAGAGCCGCAUUGAAGUGAACACCGGCCACACCUUCAACUCCUUGCUCUGCAACCUUUACCGAAGUGAGAAGGACAGUGUGGACUGGCACAGUGAUGAUGAGCCCUCCCUGGGGAAGUGCCCUGUCAUCGCAUCGCUUAGUUUUGGUGCCACACGCACUUUUGAGAUGAGGAAGAAGCCGCCGCCUGAAGAGAAUGGAGACUACACGUAUGUGGAGAGAGUGAAGAUCCCCUUGGAUCACGGGACCUUGCUCAUCAUGGAGGGAGCUACCCAAGCUGACUGGCAGCAUCGAGUGCCCAAGGAAUACCACUCCAGAGAAGUGAGAGUGAACCUGACCUUUCGGACAGUCUACCCGGACCCUCAAGGGGUGUCCUGGUGACGUGAGACCUGUGAGAGAGAAGUCACACUGAGCCUGAGCAGACCUUCUGCUGAGAAGCCCCUUCGGGAGGCUGGUCCCGCCGAUAUCAUGUGGCCGUUUGGAAGACAGUGGGAUUCCUUUCCCAGUUCCGAAUCCUAGUAAACGAGAGCCAGCAGCCCAUGUUGGCAGUGUGGGAAUGGCUAUCCCUAAUCAUAUCUCAAAACUGUGUGUUAUCUUUGGGCAGAUGAAAAUCCAUGUGGCUGUGCCCACGACGGUUUUGUCCAUAAGCAGUUUCUCCCCACCCGCCCCCGCUUCACUUGAAGAAAUAUGAAUGGACUUGUGCCUCUGGGAAAAACCUUCACGUGUUUGUUCCUUGUGACUUGAGUGAAGUGGAGAUAUAAAUAUGCGUCAGGGACUCUGGAGCCUUUCGUAGGCAGACAGCUGCUGAAACCCAAACAGAGGUGGUGUCGACUUGGCUCGUGUGCCGUUGGGAUGGAGAGCUGCAGUUUCAGGGAACACUGCACUUUGGGUCUUUCUUUGCCCAUUUCGUUUUAUUUUUUAAUUUUAGAGUCGAGGGCACAAGUGGGGGUUCACUACGUAAAGCUGGUUGCAUGCAGCAAAGUUUGGGGGAACACAGCAGUUAACUGAGUCUCCCGGCCUCUCAGUUUUCUCGUGACACACUGAGACCGGUCCCGGGCCCCUGAACGAAGAGUGGUGGCAGGGUGCUGUGGCCCAGCCACCUCCAGGCAGUCACCCAGAUCACUUGUAAUGCGAGAGAAAACUGUCCCCUUACAGGGAGGCGUAACCCAUUGAUGUCAUGAGAAGCAGCAGCUGAAAUUGAGACUGAGCAGCAACAAAUGUCCUGGUACCGCAGCUGGUCCACAUAGAUGAGUUUCCCCAGAGAAUUCCUCGAGUCAUUAGAGCCCAAGUCAGAUAGGAGGGCGCAGUCCCGCGGGGAUACGGUCGUUUGCCUAAGAGCUCUCUCACCUCAGAGUUCAGGAGCCCGUGACCAAGGCUCUCUUCUGACUCCGUGUUCCCUUGCAUACGAGCUCCCGGGGCCCAAGGGUUGCUCUGUGAUGUCACCAGUGUUCCCAAGCAAAAGCAUGGCUGCCCCUUCUUGCAGCAUGAGAGCCCGUGUCUUCUGACCUCUUGCCAGAUGAAUUCCAAAGCAAGACAGGGAGACCCAAGGGAAGGAAAAGCGGAUGAAAGUAGAUGCAAGCGGGGCCGGAAAGCUGGCGUUUCUCCGUCUGCCUGCGGGGAAGGUCGACGGCGCUUCUCGCUUUCUGUCCGGCUUCCGUCCCAUGCUGCAGGAUGGGUGACCCCGUGACCGUGGGAGAGUGCUGGGCAAGCUCUUCCCGUAGGCGGGUGGGCGCCGCCUGGCCGGGCUGUGCUCUCUGCCACGCCGCCUGACUCCUUCACUGCGGUCCACAACACGUGCGACUCCUUGCUCUGAGAAACACCAAAUGUUGGCUGGUCCGAGUGUGGUCGUUUACAACUAAUCGAUCACAACCGGCCACAAAUGUCUUUGUUCCUUCUCCACUCCACUGCUUUACUUGACUAGCCUUAAAAAAAAAAGAAAUACUAAAGGUUUCAUAAAAUGUGAGCAUCGUUCUAAGGCUCUUGGUGAGGCAUGUACAAAUCAUUGGAAAAAUAAAACCGAGCCCCUCUUGAACUCCCA